This is a messenger RNA of Oppiella nova, 1008 nucleotides long. The record is from the annotation of a GenBank genome assembly. Lineage: Eukaryota; Metazoa; Arthropoda; Arachnida; Sarcoptiformes; Oppiidae.
AUGGGAUCAAAGCACGUAACAAACAUGGUGAUUGACCUGGAUAAUGAGUCAAAGCAUUACGUGAUCUGCGAUCGGGUCACCGGUAGCUUAAAAUUCGCCUCAACUGGUGGUGUACUGGCAUCGGGUGUCCGGAUAAGCCUGGUCUGUGUGGGUGAGGCCAACUGGAAUGUGCAAGUACCAUUAGCUAGUGGUGCUCUCAUAUACCAUAAUAAUACAAAGUUUUUGGACACCCCCUUUGAUAUGGACAAAGAUGCCCACGAAAAACUCCUGGAUCGUGGUGUGCAUACAAUUCCGUUCCACAUAAAGAUACCUGAUCAUGGAUUACCCUCGUCAUUCGAGGACACUCACGCCUGGAUCCACUAUAACGUGGAGGCGGCUAUUGAUGAGCCCAAUAGUAAUGAGGUGAACACAAUCAAGACCCGGAUCACUGUUGACUCGCCCAUGAGUCACAAUCUUAAGGUAUUCGUGGCCGGACAUGCUGACAAAACACUGUCGGUGUUCCCUAAUAUGGGUUCUGGAUCUAUUGCACUUUACACCAGUUUAGCCCGAAAAGGCUAUUUACCAGUGCUCUGUUAUGUGGCCAACAAAUCGACAGUCGAAGUGACCCCCAGAGCUACUCUAUACCAGAUCCGUGUCUAUCAGUGCGGGGAAUGCCAUAAAGCCGUAGACCGAGUGCUAACUGAGCACAUAAUUGGCAAUAAGAUGGCUAGUAAUGCAAACAAUACGGACAUAAUACACGUACCGAUACCCAAAACCGCCUCAUUGUCCAUCAAAAGUGAUAUGGCCAGUAAUGCAAACAAUACGGACAUAAUACACGUACCGAUACCCAAAACCGCCUCAUUGUCCAUCAAAAGUGAUGUCAUAAGUGUUAAAUACGUGGUGCAUGUGACCCUGGACAUCCCACACGCUGUGGACCUGCAUAUUAGUCUACCGAUUAUAGUCACCACUCAGUCUGCUUUAGACCGCAAUUAGCGUUAAUGUUCGUACACUUAAAACAUAUCCUUUAAU